AUGGCAACCGAUAUGCUCGAACAUCAGCCUGUACUGGCUGUGGAGGAUCAAAAUUUGGACUCUACACCUGGUAACACGACCCCUAUGACCAAGUCUGGGGUUGGCCAAAUCACAACCGCGGAUCUAGCGGAUGCGCGCUUCAGCAAGGGCGACAGAGUGCGCAAGAAGGCAUCAGCGCCCGGUGGUGCUCAAUCCAAGUCCGCCUACAAGAUCUACGCGCGCAGGAGCAGCCCUCAUGGCUGGAUCGAGUAUCAGCUUGAAGACUACUACACGCAAAAGGUGGAUGGCAGCUGGACACGCGAAAGGGACCUCAAGGCCGGCGCCUGA
This is a messenger RNA of Alternaria arbusti, 327 nucleotides long. RefSeq lists its product as uncharacterized. The coding region runs from base 1 to 327 and encodes 108 amino acids. The transcript is spliced from 3 exons. NCBI's taxonomy places the organism in Eukaryota, Fungi, Ascomycota, Dothideomycetes, Pleosporales, Pleosporaceae. The record is from RefSeq and is a predicted model, not a curated record.